UGAGGGCAGGGCCUGAGGGGAGGUUUGGUACGCGCUGAACUUUCAACGAAACUUCUCGCCUCCUGCAAGGAAUUGAGGACGUGGUCCUUCCACGUCAUUUGGUGUUUUCUCUGCGCGGAGUCAUCUUGCGCCUCCCCCUGCUCAUCAUCAUCGACGGUGGCUCACUCUCCUCCUGCUCAUCAUCGGCGGUGACCCACUUUUAAGGAGGAUAGAGAGGAGAACGCGACCAGCUGUGCGGCGAGUGCAGGGGAUCGCAGGUAUACAUUAACCAGGAAGGAGUGUGUGUGUGUGUGUGUGUGUGUGAGAGAGAGAGAGAGAGAGAGAGGGAGAGAGAGAGAGAGAGAGAGAGAGAGAGAGAGAGAGAGAGAGAGAGGGAGAGGGAGAAAAAAGAUGAAUCCUAAUGCUAACACAAACCCUAUGUAUAUGGGCCCAGGAGGCGGGUACGAUACAUUUAGGGGUGGUCCGCCUCAACCAGGUAGAAGCCCGAUGGGGAGUGGUGGUGGUGGUGGUGUUGGCAUGGGCAUGCCUGCGGGCAAUGUUGGUGGCGCAGGCAGUUCAGCAGAUGCAUUGAACGACGUGCUUUAUGGCGCGGGCGCGGGGUUCGUCCGCAGUGGACUCGGUGCUUAUGGAGAAAAGAUACUCGGCUCUGGGCGCAGCUACGUUCAGAGCAAUAUCAGCCGCUAUUUCACCGGUCAUGACGUUCAAUACUACUUCCAAGUGAACGAUCAGUACGUCAGGAAUAAGUUGAAAUUACUCCUGUUUCCAUUCUUUCACAGAGGGCAUUGGACAAGGAUAACGGAACACGUGGCGAACGGCCGGCUUGUGUACAAACCCCCCCGUUAUGACAUCAAUGCCCCCGACCUUUAUGUGCCUUUGAUGGGGUUUGGAACGUACGUAGUGCUGUGCGGAAUCGCCGCCGGAUUGGACCACAGAUUCACGCCGGAGGUGUUGGGUACCCAGUUCACUAGGGGGCUGAUUGCGUGGGGGGUUCAGUGGGUUUUAAUGAGGGGGUUUUUGUACGCUUUGGGGUCUGGAGAAGCCCCCAUGCUCGAUCUCGUGGCCUAUACUGGGUACGCCUUCGUUGGCGUCUCUGUGAGCAUUCUGUCCUUCGUCCUAAUGAGCUGGUUGUACUGGAUUGUAUGGGCCUGGACCAGUCUGUGCAUGGGGAUGUUCGUGGUAAAGACAAUGAAGAGGAUUCUGUUCGCUGAAUCUCGCCAUUACGAUCGAGAUUCAAGCAGGCAUCAUUACAUCUUGUUGUUGAUGGCAGCCCUGCAAUUUCCUAUAGCCGCGUGGUUGGGCUGGUUGAAAAGGUAGUGUAGCGAGAUUGAGUGUCGUUUGUUCUGAUAAGCCCGCUGGUUGGAUUAGAACGUCUUCUGGGCGUGGACUAUUCUGCGCAUGGGGAGGGAGGAUGUUCAUAGUGAAGACAAGGAAGAGAGGAGUCUGUUUGCUGAAUCUUCGGCAUGACGAUCGAGAUUCAAGUAGGCAUCACUAUAUCUUGUUGUUGAUGGCAGCCCCGCAAUUUCCUAUA
This is a messenger RNA of Chara braunii, 1528 nucleotides long. Lineage: Eukaryota; Viridiplantae; Streptophyta; Charophyceae; Charales; Characeae. The record is from the annotation of a GenBank genome assembly.